AAGGUUAUAAGCAAAGUUGCUCACCAAGAUGCUGUGCCACCUCCAGGACUAGCCUGGAGUCACGGCCUGCAACUUCCAGGGCGUUGAGGAUGGGAGGAAGGCCUUCAUCGAACUGGACGUCGACGACGGCACCGAUGACAGCCACAAUACGCCCGUGAGCUGUGACGGCAGCGGCGGCAGGUGCGACAUAAUCUCUGCCUGUGAAGUAAUGCAGACAGUCUUUGCAAUUAGCUCAGCGCCAUACAUGUGUGCAACAGUCAUGACCUUGCUUUGCCAGUGGUAACGUUAUUGCAUUCGUCUUUAAUAUACCACCCUGCAGGCUGAGCGGGCAGACAACUGCGUGUCUGGCCGCUCCGUCUCAAUGUCAAGGGAUUGUUGUAGGCCAAACUGCGAAUCAGCUUUUAAAAAACACUCCUGAAUUAAUCGGGUGACGCCCUCUAACAAAACAUUGAGCGACCUUGUGAGAAAUAAAAGUCGAUUUUGAUCAGUACAGAGUCCAACAAGUCAUUUCCCCAACAUCAUAACGUUUAGGUAGAAAGGCUGACAGAUGAAUGAAGUGUACUUCAAGCUAAAGCUGCUAACGUCACUGCAAUAACGACAGACGCAGGACACUCAAUGGCAAGAAGGGAGGUCAUGGUCCCAUCAAUGCACUGGUUACUGCUACUGUGGGGACUUCAAGGUCUUUGGGCACAGGACUAUGAAGAAGACUAUGAAGAAGAGGUAGUGGCCACCAAGAAGAAGAGCAAACAAUAUCCCUCCAAUUCCAUACCACAAAAUGGCAAAUCGCUCAUUGAUGAAGAUUGCAGCAUGGAGUUGGCCUUCCUGAUCGACAGCUCAGAGAGCGCCAAGGACAACCAUGCCCAGGAGAAGCGUUUUGCCUCAGACGUGUUGGACCGGUUGCAGGGCCUCCGGCUGCAGACUGGCCGGGGGCUCAGCUCCCGUGCAGCCCUUCUUCAGUACAGCAGCCAUGUCAUCAUAGAGCAGACCUUCAAAGAGUGGAGGGGCACGGAUGACUUCAAGGCUAGAAUUGCUCCCAUUGCGUAUAUUGGUCACGGCACCUACACCACCUACGCCAUCACCAACCUCACCCGUAUUUACCUGGAGGAGUCAGAUCCGAGGAGCAUCAAGGUGGCCAUUCUGCUCUUCGACGGAAUCUCGCACCCCAGGAACCCCGAUAUAUUUUCAGCUGUGGCUGAUGCCAAGAACCAGGGCAUCCGCUUCUUCACCAUAGGCAUCACACCUGAAGCCAACGAGCAGGCUAACAUAGCUCAGCUGCGGCUAAUUGCUAACUCCCCAGCCUCACGCUACCUGCACAACCUGCAGGAUAGAGGCAUUGUGGAGAAAGUCAUAAAGGAGAUUACGGCACUGGCAGAUGAAGGGUGUCCUAUGGCCCAGAGCAAGUGUGCCUGUGACAAGGGUGAGAGGGGACCCAGCGGUCCUGCUGGCAAGAAGGGUCGUCCUGGAGAAGACGGAAGACCCGGCCCAAAGGGACAAAAGGGUGAGAGUGGGCUCAGUGGAUUUCCGGGUCGGGAAGGAGCAGAGGGAAAACCAGGAUACAAAGGAGAGAAGGGAGAGAGAGGGGAGUGUGGCACACCUGGAAUUAAGGGAGACAGAGGUCCUGAAGGUGCCAUUGGCCCAAGAGGAAAUCGUGGACUGCAGGGUUUGCCUGGUCCACUUGGCGAUAUCGGACCUGAAGGUGCAAUGGGUAAAAAAGGGGAAAGGGGACUUCCUGGGCCACCUGGAAUCCAAGGAGAAACAGGGAUCGGCCUUCCAGGAUCCAAGGGUGAUGUCGGUAUUCAGGGGCAACCAGGGCCUCCCGGUCCUCCGGGACUUGGCGAGUCUGGACCACCGGGGCCUCAAGGACCACAGGGAGUCCAAGGAGAGAGGGGACUGAUAGGAGAAGGUCUUCCUGGGCCGAAGGGAGAGCGAGGCUUGGAGGGGCAGCGGGGGCCCAGAGGACAGCCGGGCGCUGGAAUCAAAGGAGACAAGGGGGAUUUUGGUCCUCCAGGUCUUCCAGGGCCCCUCGGCCUCCCAGGAGUAGGCAUACAGGGUGAGAAGGGCAUGGAAGGACCAAGGGGGCCACCAGGGAGCAGAGGCCCACAAGGAGAGGGUAUGCCUGGACCCAAGGGGGACCAAGGUUUGCCAGGAGAGGUUGGCAACCCAGGAGAGAGAGGGGCUGGAGAACCUGGAGCUAAGGGUGAGCCAGGAUCACCGGGAAUGUCUGGUUUGCCGGGCCUGCCAGGGGAGGAUGGAGCCCCAGGACAGAAGGGUGAACCAGGAGCUGUAGGUCACAGGGGCCUAGAGGGGGCACCUGGAAUUGGCAUCCAGGGUGAAAAGGGCGACCAAGGCCAAAGAGGAAUCAGGGGCCUGACAGGUCCACCUGGCAUUGCUGGACCCUCAGGACCAAAGGGAGAACCAGGGGCACAAGGCAGGGGGGGUAUACCUGGUCCACCAGGCCGUUUCAUCGUCGGGCCCAAGGGUGAUCUUGGUCCAAGUGGUCCUCCUGGUCCGAGUGGGGAGACUGGCUACGGACUUCCUGGUCCAAAGGGAGACCGUGGAGACCCAGGACCCGCAGGUCCAUUCGGUCCCAAAGGAGACGGCUAUCCCGGCCCCACUGGCCCUCCUGGUCUGCCUGGACUUCCAGGAGAACCCGGCCUGGAAGGAGUGGGCAUCCCUGGACCAAAGGGGGAUAUUGGUUUCCGAGGGUUGCCUGGUUUACCAGGUCCUCCGGGCGAAGGCCUCCAAGGACCUCUGGGUAACCCUGGGCGGCCUGGCCCUCCAGGGCCAACAGGCCCACAAGGACAAGGAAUUCAAGGACCAAAGGGUGAACAGGGGGCCCAGGGCGUGACAGGGCCGAGGGGGCUACCAGGAGAAGGCUUUCCUGGAGCUAAAGGUGACCGUGGCUCGGCAGGGGAGAGGGGGCUAAAGGGAGUCAAAGGAGAGCUGGGAGAUCCUGGAACCUCCGGGCAACCUGGCCGACCUGGGGUCAAAGGAGAAGCAGGCCUCACUAGAGAGGACAUCAUUCGAAUGAUCAAAGAGAUCUGUGGAUGUGGGAUCAAGUGUAAGGAGAGGCCAAUGGAGCUGGUGUUUGUCAUUGACAGCUCAGAGAGCGUGGGCCCAGAGAACUUUGAGAUCAUCAAGGACUUUGUAAACGCUCUAGUGGACCGAGUCACCGUAGGCCGCAACGCCACCAGGAUUGGCCUGGUGCUGUAUAGCCUGGAGGUGAAGCUGGUGUUCAACUUGGCCCGCUACGUCACCAAACAGGACAUCAAGCAGGCCAUCAGGAACAUCCCAUACAUGGGAGAGGGCACCUAUACCGGUACAGCCAUCCGUAAAGCAACCCAGGAGGCCUUCUACAGUUCCCGCCUGGGAGUCAGCAAAGUGGCCAUCGUGAUCACUGACGGGCAGACGGACAAGAGAGAGUCAGUGAAGCUGGAUAUAGCGGUACGAGAAGCACAUGCCGCCAAUAUUGAGAUGUUUGCUCUGGGGAUUGUGAACACCACAGACCCAACACAGGCUGAGUUCAUGAGAGAGCUGAAUCUGAUCGCCUCUGACCCAGACGCCGAGCACAUGUUCCUCAUUGAUGACUUCAACACCUUACCGGCUCUGGAGUCCAAGUUGGUCAGCCAGUUCUGUGAGGACGAGAACGGAGCCCUGAUAUAUAACAGAAUAACUAACGGGUACAACGGCUAUGGAAACAAUGGCUACAGGAAUGGCGUCAAUGGGAACUUUGUCAUCGGUGGCCAUGGCUACCGCCCUGCUACUGAGCAGGAAACACUGAACGGCCGCCAGACUGGCAUCAACACUGGCGGCAACACUCACAGCCAUGGAGGCCGUGUAGAAACAACACAGCAAGGCUCCAGCACAGGACAUGGAGGAGGAGGGCAGCAGGUGUACACUGAGACCACACGCGGGGACACAUUUAACCCUAACCCCUCAGGUGUCAGACCAGUCCCACCUUCCACUCCUUCCAGAGAGGACUCGUCCAGUAGCAAAGAGUCCUCCUCAUCUUCAUCAUCUUCAUCUUCUACAAAUAUAACAACAUCAUCCUCAGGUGUAUCUGUACACUAUGUGCCUGCUCCAAGGCCAGCUCUUCCCAAAGAGACUGUACCAUUGGACCCUCGUUGUGUCUUGAUUCUGGACCAGGGCACAUGUCGGGACUACAACAUCCGCUGGUACUAUGACAAGCAGGCUAACGCCUGCGCCCAGUUCUGGUACGGAGGGUGUAACGGCAACGAGAACCGCUUUGACACAGAGGAGGAGUGCAAGAGGACGUGUGUGAUCGCCAGAUCCACCGGGGGCUGAGUGAAGGCAUCUGCCAUACAUCUGCUGUAGAUGCUUCAAGGAGGGGCAGCUAAUACCAGCCAUUUUUCACAGGGUUAUGUAACGUUACAGCAUAAUUCUCAGGCAUAUACGUAUACAGAAUAUACGUACACUGAUGUUCCAUAUCACUGUCACAUUUCACUUCCUGUCUUUGUGCCCCCUCCUGUAGCACUUAUUGUAAAAUGAUCCUGCUCGAAUUACAGUGAAAGAGAGCCUAGCUUUGAAAGAUACCUCCAUUGUUUUGUUGUUGUUUUUUAUAUCAUCAUCUAACGCAGGAGAUACUCCAUCACUCCUACUCAGGAAUACAGAAGAGCACUCUCACUGUGUGAGCCCGGUGUCCCGGGAGAUUACCACACCUAUGGAACAUGAUAAUUUCUUUCACACGCUAUGAGUGCUGCAAAGAUUGUGGAAAACCUGACUGUUUGCUCAACAUGACCAGUUAUAUUGUUGGAGCCUAGUCAAUGUUAGAAUCAUAGAUCACGUCAAUCGUAGUAUUUUCUUUACUCACGCAAUCACUGUAGAGUAUAUUAGUGCAUAAUUACAGGAGCCAAUAACACGGGGCAGAAAUGAAGCCUCUUCUUACUUAUUUCAGCAAAAUAUAGUUUCUUUUUUAUAUAUAAAAAUGACUUAUGCUCUGUAACUAAACAGAAUCAUUUGUGGAUAUGAAUGUGUUUUUUUAUUAUUAUUAUUACUGAAUGAAAAUGUGAUGUUUUGUGUUUACAUUGUUUCAUUUCUUUCUUACCACUAACUGUCUAUAUUUGUCCGAGCAGUAUUCUCACAACAUAACACUGAUGGACGGACACACAUGUUCACACACACUGCCCUCUACUGGGUAACACAUGCUGAUGUAACUGAAGUUGGUACUAAACAUCAAGUUACUAUAUGAGCAGCAUUUUACUUCCAUUGUUGAGCAACUGGUCUGUCAUUAUGUUACCCAGCUGUACUGACUGUAUAAAUCCAUUUUGUACUGCUUAUUACACGGUCAACAUUUGAUGUCAAACUUUUUUAAUAAAUCUGAUCUAAACUAA
Molecule: messenger RNA, 5351 nt
Organism: Micropterus dolomieu (smallmouth bass)
Lineage: Eukaryota; Metazoa; Chordata; Actinopteri; Centrarchiformes; Centrarchidae
Product: collagen alpha-1(XXVIII) chain-like
Exons: 36
Coding region: 616-4305 (1229 amino acids)
Molecular function (GO): serine-type endopeptidase inhibitor activity
Source: RefSeq, a predicted model, not a curated record